This is a messenger RNA of Diorhabda sublineata, 8022 nucleotides long. It is a transcript of the gene subdued, whose product is annotated as anoctamin-5. Gene Ontology annotation, molecular function: protein dimerization activity; chloride channel activity. Gene Ontology annotation, biological process: chloride transmembrane transport. The transcript is spliced from 17 exons. Gene Ontology annotation, cellular component: plasma membrane. The coding region runs from base 170 to 3328 and encodes 1052 amino acids. NCBI's taxonomy places the organism in Eukaryota, Metazoa, Arthropoda, Insecta, Coleoptera, Chrysomelidae. The record is from RefSeq and is a predicted model, not a curated record.
AGUAGGUUUCUGUGUCAAAUAGUCGGCACUUAUCUUUAGUGUCAUCUCUAGGUUAACUUUUAGUGUAGAAUUUAAGCAAAAUCAUAGAUUUGAAAAAUACCACUUAAAAGCAAAACAUGUUAUUUAAAAGUAGUUGAAGUUAUUUAUAAAACAGUUUAUGUAAUAAAGUAUGUCCUCCUUUUGUGAUAUCCAUAGUCCACAGUUAUGUUCUAAGGGUAAAACACCACUUAUCCAAAAACCCUCAGCUUCUAAAAUUAGUUUAAAGAAAAAUGAAAAAAAUACAAACUCAACUAUAAGCUUUAAAAAUGAGACCAAACAAUUACCUCAAAAUUUUACUAAAGAAAAUUUUAAUUUAACAAAUGCAAGAUCUAUUAUAUAUGAAAAUAAUGAGACUGAUGAUGAAUCAGAAAGUGAUUUUGAUGCAAUGUCUAUAGCCAGUAGAUACCAUAGUGGAGAUAAUUUAGAAUACCAAAUGGAUACUGAAAGGGAUUUCACGAAGCCAUCUGCCACAAUCGAAGACUUAAUUGAAGAAACUCCAAUAAAUCAUAUAUCAAAUAAAACGAAAUCCUGUAAUUGUUCCUGUAAAAAUUCUAGUCAACAUUGCGAUGCCGCAAAAUGCGCCACACCAAAGAUUUUCUUCGAAGACGGAAUCAGAUCUGUAGAUUACGUUUUAGUAUGGGACGCUUUCAAUCAUCACGCCAUAGAGGAGAAAGCGUACGAUAAAAGAAAAACGUUUGAAACAAAUUUAAAAAGAGAAGGUUUACAAUUGGAAUUUGGAAAGCAAGAACCCAACGGACUGAAUUUUGUGAAGAUUCAUGUUGAAAACGAAGUUUUGAGACGAUAUAGUGAGAUAUUGAAAUUAAGAAUGCCUAUGAAAGAGGAAUUAUGUAAGGAACCCAAGGAAUCUGACAGUUACAACGUUUUUGCUAGUAUCGGUCAAAAGAUUCCAGCCCUUCGGCAAAUAUCAAGACGAACAAAUUUUUUCAUAGAUAAUAUAAGUAGUCGUUGGGACAAAUUAAAAUCUUAUAUAACCAUUGAUGAAAGUACUUUCCCUGAUAAAGAGCAUCGGUUUACUGCCAUUUAUAGUAGAGAUAAGGAAUACCUGUUUGAUGUCGAUUCCCCCUUUUUCUUCACACCAGCAAUACGAUCUAGAAUAGUACAGUUUAUUUUAGAUAGAAAAAGAUUCAGUGAGAGUGGUAACGACUUCGAAUUUGGUAUAGAGAGAUUAUUAAAUGAUAAGACGUACGCAGCGGCGUACCCAUUACAUGAUGGUGAUUUAAGGCGCCAAGGCUCAACGAGACAUUUACUAUACGUAGAAUGGGCGUCUUUAAAAAAAUGGUACAAGUAUCAACCACUCAAUUACAUAAAAGAAUAUUUUGGUGUGAAAAUCGGUUUCUACUUUGCCUGGUUGGGAUUUUACACUCAAAUGUUAAUACCAGCAGCUCUAGUCGGCCUAAUAUGUUUCAUAUAUUCUUGUGCUACUUUAUAUUCCAAUAUUCCGAGUGAGGAUAUAUGCAAUGAAAAGAUCAAAGAAAAAAUGUGUCCGCUUUGUGAUAUCUGGUGCAGUUAUUGGAAUAUUUCUGAAUCUUGUGUUCAUGCAAGAAUAACGUACCUUUUCGACAAUCCGACUACAGUAUUUUUCGCCAUAUUUAUGUCCGUUUGGGCUACUUUAUUUAUGGAAAUGUGGAAGAGAUAUUCUGCGGAAAUAACUCACAGAUGGGACGUAACUGGUUUCGAUAUACAAGAAGAACAUCCUAGACCUCAAUAUUUAGCACGUUUAGCCCAUGUUACAAGGAAACAAGUUAAUGUUAUUACAAACACAAUGGAACCUCUUGUGCCUUAUUGGAAAAUGCGAGUACCUAUGACUAUACUCAGUUUUUCAGUUGUACUACUUUUGAUCGCUUUAGCUCUUGCAACAGUUGUAGCAGUUGUUCUCUAUCGUAUGUCCAUUUUAGUAUCUCUAAAAGCAUUCAAUCCAUAUGCUGCUGUAGUUGUAGACAACAGUUCGGCAAUGUUAUUCACCACCUGUACUUCUGCCUGCAUCAAUUUAGUUUUUAUUGUGAUAUUUAAUUAUAUUUACACAUACGUAGCUAAAUACUUAACAGAAUACGAAUUACUUAGAACUCAGACUGAAUUCGAUGAUUCCUUAACAUUAAAGAUAUAUUUAUUACAAUUUGUUAAUUAUUACGCUAGCAUAUUUUAUAUCGCAUUUUUUAAAGGAAGAUUCGUUGGUUAUCCUAAAAAAUACAAUAGGGUUUUUGGUUACAGACAAGAAGAGUGUGGACCCGGUGGAUGCCUAACUGAACUCUGUAUCCAACUGGCAAUAAUUAUGGUAGGCAAACAAACCAUGAACACUAUUCUAGAGAUGCUAUUUCCGUUAUUUUUCAAAUGGUUGAAUACCUUGAAAGUCAAAACUGGUUUAACCGCCCAGCAACAGUUAUGUAAAAACUGCCGACCUCAAUGGGUGAAAGAUUACAAACUGGUAGAAUGGGGACCUAGGAGUCUGUUUCCGGAAUAUUUAGAAAUGGUUCUUCAAUAUGGUUUUGUAACAAUAUUCGUAGCGGCGUUUCCGUUAGCGCCAUUUUUUGCUUUGAUAAACAACAUUCUCGAAAUGCGACUAGACGCCCAAAAACUUUUAACUUUUUAUCGAAGACCCGUUUCUCAGAGGGUUCGCGAUAUUGGAGUUUGGUACAGAAUUUUAGAUUCCAUAGGAAAAUUGUCGGUAGUAACAAACGGUUUCAUUAUAGCAUUCACAUCAGAAUUUAUUCCAAGGCUUGUCUACUUAACGAAUCACAAUAAUUUGGAAAAUUAUUUAAAUAACUCAUUAUCAUAUUUCAAUACAAAUGAUUUUAAUAAUUCGUCGAGGCCCAACAACUGGGAUUCAGAAUCUGUUUGCCGGUAUCCAGAUUAUAGAGAACCACCAGGAACCUCAAACGAAUAUCUUAGAACUUCUUUGUAUUAUCAAAUAUUGGCAGCAAAACUAAUGUUUGUAUUAGUUUUUGAAAACGUGGUGUUCUUCAUAUUAACUGUUGUCAAAUGGUUGAUACCAGAUAUUCCCAUGGAUCUUCGGGAUCAAAUAAGAAGAGAAGCAUACAUUACAAAUGAAAUUAUUAUUAUACAGGAAACUCAGAGGGCGAAAUCUGGAAUAAAAUGUAAAACCCCCUCAGAAUUAGAAAAGAUAAAGAAUCUUAAUGAAGCACCAACAUCUCUAGAACAAUGGGAUAGAAUGCUGAGUGAAUCGAUUGGUCGUUUCCAAGUUAACCGGUUAAACUGUACGAUUCCAUCAAAUUCUACUCGCGAAUCUCCACUUUCGCAAGUUAGUAUUUAACGUCGUUAUGCCCUUUUAUUGUUAUUAGUCACUUAAAUUAUCAAGGUAGCUAUUUUAAUACCAUAAAGCUGUUCUUUAAAUACAUUUUAUGGAAUAAAUAAUUGCUAGCCAAUUGAUGGAAAACAAAAUUAUAUAUUUGAUGAAAAAUAUUCUGUAACUUUAUAUUUCAUUGUGGUACUGUAGAAGCUAUUUCUAUUUGAGCACACAUAUGAUAAAUUAUAAUAUAGUAUGUGACUCAUUACCAUGAAUAGAAUAAAAUUUCUAUUUUUCAUCGUUAUAAUUCCAAAAACUUUAAAAUAUUAAAUUUCAUUUGAAAAAAAAGGAAGUUAUUAGGUAUAUAAAUUUUAUUUUCUAUAAAUUUAGUACAGAUUUUAUAAACCGCAAUGCUAGAUUCUUUUAAUAGAUAAGAUUAAGUUGUUUAGGGAGUCUUUUUCAAAAAAAAAAUAUAUGAACAAUAAAAUUCAAUGAAACAUAAAGAAAACUAAGAUUCAAAUAAUAAAACUAGAAGAGUGGUCUUCCAGGGGGAGUACCGGAAUGACUCUUUAUACGAAGAAAAAAAUUAAAAAUAAAUGUAUAAAAAUAUAUUACGAAAAAAACUGACAUAAUUGACCAAUGUGGUUUUUCUAUAUGCUUACAAAUAUCAUUUUUAAAGCGAGAAAUUGAAAGGAUGGGAAAAAAGAUUUAGAACUGUUUCAAACAAUAUAGAAAAUUAACCUGGUAACUCCUCUGGCAACCCAAUCGGCUGUAAAAACUCCUGGUAACUUUCUGUGACCACUUCUACUUUCUGGUAAGCUAUUCAAAUUGAGUUUUCCUUCCUCGGGCAUCGGUAUGGCGGAUAAAAGUAAUUUCUAUUCUACUCCGUAACGACAGUCGAAUUCUUCACUACAAGUACACGCAAUGAAGAUUGAAAAAUACAAAAAUUUUAUAUAUUGCCUCUGGUCUACUCCCUUUAUAAGGAUGGCUUGAAAAAACUCUGGGAGCUAUGCCACAAUAUAACACAGAUAUAAUUAUAUCAGAAACGAUCUUCUUCUUAGACUACUCAGACGGAAGAGAGCGUUUUAGUAACUCUUGCAACCGUCUUCGAUGUAGAACUGCCAACUUAGUACUAUCAACAAUAAGCACUUUGCUUGACCUAUCAGCUCAUAUACAUCGUCUAAAAUAAAACAUUUCGCAGUAUUUAUUUUUUAACAUAUUUACCAACUAAAACAAUCAACGCCAUCGUACUGCUUCAACUUGCUAAUCAAUUUUUACUUCUAUCUCUAUCUAUCUAUUUAUCCAUCUCUAUUUGACUCUAAGUAUAGAAGGAUAGUGAGAGGAUCGACAUGGAGGAUUGUUAGAUUUUGAAUAGCAUGUAAUCCAAUUAGAGUAGUGUGAAGGAGUUUUAUUCCUUUUGUGUCCAACUUUCAGCAUUCACAAGGUGGUAACUAUACCUGACGCCAGAUUCAAAACUGAAUUGUUCAAAAUCUCUUACAUUUGAUCAUAGAGUUUAUUCCUCAAAAAUUUAUAUACCUAGUAAACUACCGAUAUGACCAAUAAACGUAAUAAGAUCAAGAUCAAUAAAAAAAUCUCAUAAAAUACUCUUCAGCAUAUCAAACUCAUAUAUAUUUUUUAAGAAUUUAUUUAUAUCGAUAAGUUUCUCAAAAAUCUAGUAAAUUGUGAUCUUACUAUGUAUAUUUUCUGUGAUCCAUAUAAACUGACAUAUAGAUGAUGAAUCAAGUGAAAAAAUUAUGAUAAGCACUAAGUUCAAUGGAGAAAGGUCGAGAAAAUAAAGUACAAAACGGAUCAUGAUGCAAUAAAGUGUAUUCAAUUCGGGGGAGCCUUAAAAUUCAAAACUAUUGCUGGAAAUGACUUUAAUUUAACUACUCUGGAGUUUUCGAGGUCGCUGAACACAAAUAUCACGACAGAAAAAGUCUAUGAGGUACCUGAUGCCCAGGAUGACUGACAUCUGCAUCUGGGAUUGGUUUUUGAGAUUGUUGAACACAAAUAUCAUGACCUGCGAGGUACCUAGUAACCAAGGUGGCUAGUUUAAACGUUAUCUCCUUGAGUCCCGUGGAAAUUGGUUAUGAAAUUACCCCAUAUAUACACCCAGGGAUUUCAAGAUCACUGAACGCGAUGAUCACGACGACGAUGACCUGUGGGGAACCUCGUUCCAAGUAAAGUUGGUUUAUACGUUGUCUCCUGGAUUAAAUUGACCAAACAUAUACAUCCUGGGGGUUUUCGAGAUCGCUAAACACGAAUAUCACAACGGCGUUGACAAGCAAAGUAUCUGUUGCUCAGAGAGGCUGGUUUAUACGACGUCUCCUCGAGCGCUGUGGAGCCAAAUAUGCUCGGUGGGCCAGCCAUAUGUGUAAUUUUUAUGGGGACUAAAUGCUGUUCUUUCAAUUCCUAUUCCCAAUUAGUAAGAUUCAUGCCGCAUUGAUUCCCAUAAAGCCACAUUUCCACUUGCAAAUGAACUCUUUUCAAACUUAUUAAAAUGAUAUUGAAACCCACCUAGUAGUAAAACUGAACUUAUUUCCGGCAAGAUUUUCUGUGUUAUACGUACACUUUUCAAAAUGCAGAAAUUCCUCUGUUUUGCCCUUUUUGGGCUUUUAUUUUUUUGUCUAGUACAAAGUUAUCAUAAAUGUAUAGACAAAAAUAAUUUUUCUUCUUAAUUCAGAAUCUACUUCUUAAUUUAUGCAAAAUUUGUCACUGUUACCGACGUUUUUUUUUUAAUAUAUGAAAAACGUUUGUUUUUGGAUUAUGUUUAUUUGAUGUUUAAUGUUAUUUUUAUUAAUUAGAAAAAUUAUAAUUUCGUGGUGUAAACUUAUAUAUACUAUCGGUCAAAAAAUUUGCACACCCUAUAGUCUGCGUGAUAAACGAUCGAUUUUGAUAUUUAUAUUUUAAGGAACAUAUAUAAUUUCCAAAUAUUUCAAAUUUCUAGUUUAAGUUUCUUUUUAACUUAGUUAUCAUUUUUCGUUUCCUCCCAUCUCUAUUCUUUUGACUUCAACUAAGUUACCAAAUAGUUUCUUGUGUCAGCCGACAUCAUCAUGACGAACCCGUUGUAAGAAGGGUCAUAUAACAUAGUAAAAAAAGCGCGCGGGAGUUGACUGUUGAAGCAUAUUCUGUGAAUAAUCCGAAAGACGUACAGUAUCUGGAAUAGACGUUAUUUUGUUUUAAAGACUUGAAAGACGUAAGAUGACGGUUACUAAGUUACCAGUCGCCCUUCCUCCAAAAUAUCUCCAAACCAACCUCCAGCUUCUGCCGUGUUUUAUAGUCGGGAUUACACUUGGAUCUAACAUCCGUUCUUCUUUUAACUUGUUGUCAAUCUCUUUUUCACUGUAGAAGUAUUGAAAGACAGAUCCAUAGACUCAUUGAUCUGAGCUGAUAUCUCUGGGCUAGUGAGUCGUCGAGUCACGUUUACUAAUCAAUACGUUUAUCUUCAGCGGUUGUGGUUCAUCGAGGCUUUAUCAUUGGUUUUGCCCAUUUUAAAACUUACAUUAUGCGAGAACUAAAUCAAAUCAUAUAAGAAUCUCACAAAAAGAUGCCUUAGUCGGACAAGUAUGAAUCACAACAUUUCUUCCCUCUCACAGGGCUAACUGGGACUAAAGUCCAAUCCAAAUAACAAAAAAUAAUUUUCAGUUAAUGAAUAAUCAACAAAUCAGGCGGUACUUGCAAGUUUUAAUUUAUCGCACUCACCGACAAAAUAUAAACAUGCUCUUAAAUAAAGUAAACAAAUAACGGACAUUAUUAUUUUUGAUUUGUUAAAGUUUAUUUUUUUGAAAUUUAAUGAAUGGAUUAUGAGGUUGGCCAAAACUUCUGCCCGGUACUGUAUAUAUGUGCAUAUAAUAAUUGAGCCAUUUCUCUUAAUUAAUAAAUUGUAGAUGUAACCCUUAACCAAUGAAUGAAAUGAGAAAAAACAGUAAUUUAGUCUAUAUUCAACAAUGUUACCUGUAUGAUCAUUAAUACCGUUUACUAAAUUUGAUGAUUAGUGCACGGAAAUGGAAUAAUAUUUUCCAAACCAUCGAUAUUGUUUCGAUCAGUUUUCUUAGGAUUGUAUAUGUGUGUGUUGUUAAAAAUUCAAAUUAUUAUAAUAAAAAAUAGUGAUACUUGUUAAUGAUAUUAUUUAGUUUAUAUGUUGUUACGAUGAUCCGGGUAUUUCCCGAGGAACUUCUAAUUUGCUUUUAAUAUAACACCCUGGUUUUAUUGCUUAUUGGAAACAUUAUAUGUUUGAAAUGCAUUCAGUUCAUUAUUAUUCCAUUUUUUUGCAAAUUAACAAAAAAUUAUUUUUUGGAAACAAAAAGAAUCUAGUCAACAAUUAUCUUAAUUUGACUGAACUAAGUCUGAAGCAGCUUUCUAAUUAUUUAGAAAUCAAUAAAAAUAUGAGAACUCAAGAUUUAGUAGUUGAUUCGGUUAUAUCAAAUACUAUUUAACCUACUUUUCCUGAUCAUAUCUCUUUUUUUCUUCUCUAAUGAAUUUAACGCUACGGUAAGUUUUUGCUUGCAACUCUAUAUUUGAAUAGAAAUAUUUCUGUAAAAUUUUGGGAAAACUAAAUUUGAAAAUAUAUUAAUGUUUUCGUGUUAAUUGUAUAUUUCUAGUAUUUGUACAUUUUAAUCUGAAAUCGGUUGUGAUGUUUCAAAUACUGCUUGUUAAUAAUAUACUUGCCCUUUAUCCAUCUGUAUUAUUUUUACAGUUAAAUAAAAGUAUUUUCAAAUAAA